Molecule: messenger RNA, 2595 nt
Organism: Aspergillus caelatus
Lineage: Eukaryota; Fungi; Ascomycota; Eurotiomycetes; Eurotiales; Aspergillaceae
Exons: 4
Coding region: 178-2532 (784 amino acids)
Biological process (GO): regulation of transcription by RNA polymerase II; DNA-templated transcription
Cellular component (GO): nucleus
Molecular function (GO): zinc ion binding; RNA polymerase II cis-regulatory region sequence-specific DNA binding; DNA-binding transcription activator activity, RNA polymerase II-specific
Source: RefSeq, a predicted model, not a curated record
GGGCUGUAUAUCUCAAACCAAAUAAACGUGCAACACAACUGACCAAAUCAGAGAUUAACUUAAAACAUACAAGGAAUUUGGGAAAUAACUAUUUAUAGAAACAGCUUGGGGGCCGAAUCUCAACGUCCGCCUCCUGACUUGGCGUCAAAUCAAUGCUUGCGUGAUGAAUGAUCUCUCAUGCGAGCUGAUAUGUCCGAGAUGGUAGCUACCUCCAUACAGGGCCCAGUGGAAGGUCCGAAUGGCACUCAGCCCCGGAAGCGGCCACGACCGGUAAUUUCUUGCCUGCGAUGCAGAGAGAAGAAACUGAAAUGUGAUCGAGUCACGCCGUGCGAGAAUUGUGCCAAAGCUGGAUGCCCUGCGGGCUGCGUCUACAACCAAGGUUCCAAUUCAGUGUCUAAGGCGAAGCGCGUCCGCCUCUCCUCCACUACUUUCGAUCAGCAAGGUGCACCGCGGGGCGAGUCUGGAGGUGGUGCAGGGAUAGGGAUCAUCGAAGACCUGCAGCAACGAGUCCUCAGAUUAGAAGAGCGACUCAGCCUUGGGUCACGUGUAGCCAACACGGACCUGGAUGAAGAUGCCUCAGUCCUUCAAAUUAGCAAUGACCCGCGACCUUGCGAAGCCAUUUCCGAAUCAGAAAUUCCACGACCAUUUCUCGGCACUUUAGUUGUUAAGGGAACGCGAACACGUUAUCAUGGACAUAAUAACAGGAUUAGCCUUCUGAACCAGUUCCCCCAAGCCAAGGAGUUCAUUGCUCAGUGCAGUGAGAACUCGACUAUUGUCGGCCUUGCUCGAGAAGUGCAGUUCCUUCAAGGAAAAUUGCCACGCCAGUUGGAUUCACCAGCAUCAACUGUGGAUGGUGAAAGCUCGCCUGAGUUGGUACAGCUUCGCGUGUCUCUUCCAGCGAAAAGCAUAUGUGACCGUCUGCUACGGACAUACACCGAUAACUUCGAGAAGAUAUUCCGGAUUAUACACGUUCCCUCGUUUCUUCGCGAGUACGCGCAGUUCUGGACCGAGCCCGAUCAUGAAUUGUACCGGUCCUCUGCAUUCAUACCACAGCUUACGGCGAUAUGCACCAUAUCACUUGCGUUGGAUGGUCAACGUACGAAAAUGAACGAUUCCGACCUAUGGCAGUACUUGAACGGGCCGGCAAUCACAUUGAUCCAACUUUGGCUUCAGAACCUGACUCGUAAGCGGCGAACGGAGCUCGCAACACUCCAAGUCGAGACGCUCAUUCUACUGAGUCGUCGUCUGCGGCUUGUGCCCCCCGAAGAGCUGUGGAAAGCCACAGGCACCCUGAUCCGCUCGGCGAUGGUAAUGGGUCUACAUCUGAAUCUGGCGAGGUGUACCGAGCUUUCCGUCUUUCAGGCACAGGUCCGGCGUCGACUGUGGAUCACGAUCGUGGAGAUGGAUCUUGAAGCGUCUAUCGCUUGUGGCAUGCCGGUGAUGACGUCCCCACACGAUGUCGGACCGCCACCGGCUAACAUCAAUGAUUCUGACUUCGAUGAAUCCACAUCCGAGCUACCACCCGCGAAGGGACUAUCUGACCUGACAGAUUCGCUUUAUCAGGUUUCGUUAGCGACUUCUCUAGCCGACCGCCUACGGGCAAUGUCUGUAGUAAGAAUGGCCCGAGAGCAGACUGAUUUGGACGAACUGGUCCAGCAGGGAGGCAGGAUUGUAGAGCAUCUUCGGCAGAUACCGCGCCUACUGAAGCUGGGGGAGGCUCACAUGGACGAGAAUGAUCCGGCAAUGCUGCUCAAUUGUGUUCUACUGGAUGUUUAUACGCGUAGGCCUCUCCUGUGUCUUUAUCGGCCGGUCGUGCUUGGAGAACCUCGCGACGAUCCGGUUUUCCCGGAGAUCUGCCGGAUUAGCUUGGAGUCAUCCCUCGCCAUCUUGUCUUAUCAGGAUAAUUUUGACCCGAGCGUAGCCGAUCCAGAGGUGUGCAAUCUGGGCGCAUACUGGGACCUGUUCCAGAUUUUCUGCAAAAAUGAUAUUCUAUGGGACGCCCUUAGCGUAUGUGGAUACAUCAAGCAGUCCAGCCAAAGAAGCAUCUUCGACUCUCGGCAAUCAGGUCGUGUAGCUCUCGGAAGCUCGAUGCAUAACAAAGCAAGCCUGACACGAAUUGUUGAAAAUACCUUGGAUAGUUUAACCGCAAGGAUCAGCGAAGCAGGCAGUAAUCUCAAGGAUAUUUUGCUUCUUGCAGUUGUUCUGCAAUCCGUCCGCGUGCGCGGCGCGACCCAGGCCCAAGAAGAACGGAUGUCGCAAGGAGCAAGUAAGGCCUUGUCUGCUUGUCGACAGCACUUACUUCCCGCGGUGGCGGAGGGCUCCUUCGGAUUAAACCUCACUGAUUUCGCCCAAAUGCUUCCAACUACCCAACCGAUGUUUACGCCCGAUGGCCAGGGCUCAUUUACCCCGUCUACUCAGCUCCAUCUACCCGAGGACUUUCUUGCACAGUCAUCAGCACUGGCCAUGGAGUUCGGUAAUUUUCACGGGGACCCGUUCAUCUUUGGGGAUGAUUCCUUCACAUGGAAUGUAUAAUCUAUGAUAUAUUCUUGUGAUGUCCAUAUCCGUUAGUUCUAUAUUCUCGGAAGUAGCCUAUGC